Messenger RNA from Misgurnus anguillicaudatus (oriental weatherfish), 1215 nucleotides. RefSeq names its product sodium channel modifier 1 (gene scnm1). Gene Ontology annotation, cellular component: nucleus. Lineage: Eukaryota; Metazoa; Chordata; Actinopteri; Cypriniformes; Cobitidae. The record is from RefSeq and is a predicted model, not a curated record. Gene Ontology annotation, biological process: RNA splicing.
AUGCUCCGCCCACAGGAAUCCCAGAAUUCCUCUGUGAAAACAGGAAGAGUGCUUGUUUUAGUUAGCUCAUGUGUUAAUAUCGGACAACUAUCUUUUCACACCUGCAAGAAGUACAAUCCCCGUAUAAGUAUGUCUUUUAAAAGGGAGGGUGAUGAUCAAAGCCAACUAAAUGUACUUAAGAAACGACGCGUUGCAGAUCUACUCUCAAACUUUAUCCCGGAUGAUGAAGCUGCUUUGAUGAAAAAUGGAAGAUACACGUGCCUUGUGUGUUCUCAUCGUCCUGUGCUGGACACUGUUGAUAUGCUCAUGGUACACAGAAAGGGAAAGCGGCAUCUUGAAGGAAUGAAAUGGUUUUACGGCAAGAAGAAUAAAAUGCAACGUGAAAUUGAAAAAAGACGACAUCAAGACUAUGUCAGCGCAGACAGUGAUCGGCAGGAACCUUCUAGUUCAGCUCCUUUACUGACCCAAACACGAAAAAUUACCCAUCAUGCCCUACUCCGAUCUACUCCAUACAGUAGCUGUCACAAGAAGGCCAGUGAACGACCUGAUUCUGAAUCCCCAAGAUGUGGUCAAGAGUACAGAAAUGAUCAAGGCAGGAAUUUCACCUCAACAACUAACCAGAACCCUACUUCUGUAAAGACAGCACAUGCUGACACCUUGUCAACCAUAUGCACAACGGUGUCAUCGAUAGAGCAUCAGGGCCAGAAUGAAGAGAAAAGGAAGGUAAAGAGAAACAAGCGAUCCAACGCUGUAAACUCCAGCGAGUGUGAGACUCUAUCAGAGCAAAGACAAAAGGAGCUAGAGCACUACCUCAAAUUAAAAAGUUCUGGGUGGAUGCAGGACAGAAGUGGUAAAUGGGUAAAAGAUGAAAAUGUGGAGUUUGACUCCGAUGAAGAAGAACCAGCUGUGUUACCUCCCUGCAAUGACUCUUAAUGGCAGAUUCUGCUAAAACAGCUUAAUGUCAAGACUGAAGAUCCAUACCAUUUAGCAACUGCCAAAUAUGCUGCGGGCUACAUUUCAUCUGAACUAUGUGCAGGAUGAUGAUCAUAUCUUGAUGGUCAUAGCUCUCAUAUGACAUCUUUUAUGUCCAAGCCUCUAUGACCUACUUUAUGGACAAUAUAUACUUUUUUUUUUAAGAAAAGUUUCUCCUCUGCAUUUUGCUGUUUUUAUUAGUACUGUGUACUUAUGGCCUAUAAAUAUUUUUCAUCAAAUAGA